This is a messenger RNA of Taeniopygia guttata (zebra finch), 976 nucleotides long. RefSeq names its product feather beta keratin-like. Lineage: Eukaryota; Metazoa; Chordata; Aves; Passeriformes; Estrildidae. The record is from RefSeq and is a predicted model, not a curated record. Gene Ontology annotation, molecular function: structural constituent of cytoskeleton. Gene Ontology annotation, cellular component: intermediate filament.
UCACUGAAAUCUCCUUUCAAGCCGAGACCAACCCUUCAUUCCAUUCCCCUCGCAGUCCCUGCGCUCUCCAUCACCAUUACAGCUUAAUUACGCGACUAAUUACACCUCGCUCCUUGUUUUCCAGAAUUCCCUGCGUUCCACACUCACACCCCACAGCCAUGUCCUGCUACGACCUCUGCGCCCCCACGUCCUGCGGCCCCACGCCGCUGGCCAACAGCUGCAACGAGCCCUGCGUCCGGCAGUGCCAGGACUCCACCUACGUGAUCCAACCUUCUCCUGUGGUGGUCACCCUGCCCGGGCCCAUCCUCAGCUCCUUCCCCCAGAACACCGCCGUGGGAUCCUCGGCCUCCGCGGCCGUCGGGGAUGCUCUGAGCGCCGGCGGCGUCCCCAUCUCCUCGGGCAGCGCCUCGGGGCUCGGCAGUUUGGGGUACUCCGCUUUGGGGGGGCUCUAUGGAAGGUCCUACCGGCGCUCCAACCGCUGCGGGCCCUGAGGGAGCCCCGGGACGGCCGGGAAGGGAUGAGCAGGAGAUGGAAAGCGCGAUCGGAUGCAGGACUGGGCCCGUGCCCACCCGCUUGCUGACCCCCGCAGCUUUGCCCCGAGCUCCGGGGCUGCAGGAGCUUGGCCUUUCCCGUGUGGUGCCUUCCUGUGGUAUCAGGGAGGUGAAAAAUGUCACUCGAUUGUCGCUGGGUGUCCAGCUGUAAAGCACUGCCUGGAAAUGGGUGAUGAAUUUUAAUCGGUAUUCAACCCUUCUGCUUUCCUAUGCUGUAUUUUUUUUUUUUUAAUUCCACUUCUUGCUCAUUAAAUAGAUGGUGCAUCACAAUUUGUGGUUUGCAAUGUUCCUUCUCUGUCUUCCUCUUUGGAGCCUCCUCUGGCAGAAAUUUGCCUGUACAUAAGUUGUGAGUACCAAGCCGAUCUGCAUUUCAGUUAUACCAUGGUAAUCACUGAGGAGUUAGAGAAAUAUAAACAAUGAAUAAU